AGCCAGUCUCGGGUAUGUUAUUGGAGGAAUUGACUCGACGCUGGCAAGUCCCGUCCGCACGAAUGUAAUGGAACGCGCCUCGGUCACCACCACGGCAGCAUCUGAAAUGCACGAGCGGAAAACGCACGUCGGCAACUCCCCAUGGCUAAUUGCGUCGCGCGGCGCCGGUGGCUCGAGUUCGCCAGUGAGCCGGGUGCCACUGCCAUGCCCAGCGCCAUGCUAAAGCGACACACUCGUAAUAACACGGAGCACUCAGUUCAACCGGUGGGGAAGCUGUGGAAAAAGUUGGUGGAGAACCUUAACGGGUUGAAGCCUCGAUUUUCGAUUACAUUUUUUUCGACCUAGAUUUUUCUUUUUCCUCCCGAGAAGCGCUGCUUUUUUUUUUUAAAUUUUUUUUUCUCCAGCCCCGUCGACAACAUGGAUGUUCGAAUUUACCGCCGACCUCUGCCGGAGUUGAAGACGCGAGGGAUCGGGAUGAGGCGCCCCUUAUGAAGAGGCGGAACAGCAGCGCUCGAUCAAAAUGGCCCAAACCAGUUUGCUGCAGGGGAAGCGCUUCUACUGCCGGGAGUUCUUCCACAAGAUCCAGCAUUGCCUCCAGGAGAAAACCAACGGCCUCGGCGGAGUGGCCGGCGCUCCCGGUAAGCAGCAGCAGCAGCCGCCGCCACCACUGACGACGACCGCGCCGGCCGGGGGCGCGUCCAACCCCGGCACCCUGACGGCGGGGUCCGCGAAGUCGGGCGGCUCCUGGGGGGUGUUGCUGGUCUGUGGUCCUGGAAGCGGAAAGACCGCGCUGUGCACGGAGCUGCUGUGGCCCGCGUCGGCACAGGGGACGCACCGGGGCAUGCAGCAGCAGAGCCUUGGCGUUCCACUUCCUGCCGGGCGGACGACUUCGGACACGCUCUGCGUCGGCGGGUUCGUCCGAGGUCUGGUGGCUCAGAUCUGCCGCGGCGGGUUGCUGCCGGGCUACGAGGAGAAGGUGCGGGACCCGGCCGCGCAGAGCGCUCUGCAGCCCGGGGAGUGCGAGAGGAACCCCACGGAGGCCUUCAAGAGAUGCGUCCUCCUGCCUCUGCUGAGUGUGAAGCCUCCUCAGCAGUCCCUCUUCCUGGUGGUGGACUCCAUCGACGAGGGCUGCCAGCUGGGCGAGGGGGAGCAGAGGUCCUCCCCGGGCUCCCCCAGGACCAUCGCCGAGCUCCUGGCCGGCCACCACGAGUUCCUGCCCCCCUGGCUGCUGCUCGUCUGCUCCGCGCGGCGGCAGAACAAAGCCAUCACCAAACUCUUCACAGGAUUCCGCAAAAUCAGCCUCGAUGACCUGCGCAAGGCCUACAUCGUCAAGGAUGUGCAACAGUACAUCCUCCACAGGCUGGACCAGGAGGAGGCCCUGAGGCAGCACCUGACCAAGGAGACGGCCGAGAUGCUCAACCAACUCCACAUCAAAAGCAGUGGCUGCUUCCUCUACCUGGAGCGCGUGCUGGACGGCGUGGUGGAGAACUUCAUCAUGCUUCGCGAGAUCCGUGACAUCCCCGGCACCCUCAACGGCCUCUACCUGUGGCUCUGCCAGAGACUAUUUGUCAGAAAACAGUUUGCCAAAGUCCAACCCAUCCUUAACGUCAUCCUGGCGACGUGCCGGCCGCUUACGGUCAAGGAACUGUACCACGCGGUCUGGACCAAAAACAUGACGCUGACUAUGGAGGAGUUUCAGAAAAAGAUGGACAUUCUCUCCAAGUUGUUGGUCGACGGCCUGGGAAGUACCAGAAUCCUAUUUCACUACAGCUUUGCAGAGUGGCUACUAGAUGUGAAACAUUGCACCCAGAAGUACUUGUGCAACGCAGCGGAGGGACAUCGGAUGUUGGCAAUGAGUUAUACCUGCCGGGCAAAGCAGCUCAAACCACUCGAAGUGCAGGAAUUUGCACUGCACCUCGUCAGCUCCAACCUGCAGAUCGAGCCUUUUAAUCUGGCUCUUUGGAUGGUUUGGAAUGGAACUCCUGCUAAAGACUCUCUGACCACCUCCAUACCAAGAGAGCAGGAGGUCCUGCAACUUCUGGUCAAAGCCGGCGCUCAUGUGAACAAUGAGGACGACCAUGCGUCGUGCGUCGUACAACAGGCCCUGGAAAGAGAGGACUCGAUAAGGACAUUGCUUGACAAUGGGGCAUCUGUGAACCAGUGUGACUCCAGUGGGAGAACUCUGCUGGCGAACGCUGCGUACAGUGGAAACCUCGACGUGGUCAACUUGCUCAUAUCUCGAGGGGCAAACAUGGAGCUGGAAGACAACCACGGACAGACGGCACUUACUCUAGCCGCCAGGCAGGGCCACACCAAAGUGGUCAACUGCUUAAUUGGCUGCGAGGCCAACAUCAACCACACGGAUCACGAUGGAUGGACGGCCUUGCGCUCCGCAGCUUGGGGCGGACACUCGGAGGUCGUAUCCGCUCUGCUCUACGCCGGUGCGAAGGUGGACUGUGCCGACGCCGACGGUAGAACCGCUCUGAGAGCUGCCGCUUGGGGAGGUCACGAGGACAUCGUGUUGAACCUCCUUCAGCACGGGGCCGAGGUCAACAAGGCAGACAAUGAAGGAAGAACCGCUCUCAUCGCCGCGGCGUACAUGGGCCACAGAGAGAUCGUGGAGCACCUCCUGGACCACGGGGCCGAAGUCAAUCAUGAAGAUGUGGACGGAAGGACCGCCCUCUCGGUCGCGGCGCUAUGUGUCCCCGCAAGUAAAGGCCACGCUUCGGUUGUCAGCCUUUUGAUCGAAAGGGGAGCGGAGGUUGACCACUGUGAUAAAGACUGCAUGACUCCUCUCCUCGUGGCUGGCUAUGAAGGACACGUCGACGUAGUGGAUCUGCUGUUGGAAGGCGGGGCCGAUGUGGAUCACACGGACAACAAUGGCCGCACUCCUCUUCUCGCCGCCGCAUCGAUGGGCCACGCCUCCGUCGUCAACACGCUACUUUUCUGGGGGGCUGCUGUCGACAGCAUCGACAGCGAGGGAAGGACCGUGCUGAGCAUCGCAUCCGCUCAGGGUAACGUAGAGGUGGUCCGAACUCUGCUGGACAGAGGUCUGGACGAGAAUCACAGGGACGAUGCAGGCUGGACCCCGCUGCACAUGGCUUCUUUUGAGGGCCACCGGCAAGUGUGCGACGCCCUCAUUGAGCAAGGCGCUCGCUGUACGGAGGUCGACAAUGACGGUAGAAUACCGCUGAUAUUAUCUGCACAAGAGGGACAUUACGACUGUGUGCAAAUUCUUCUGGAAAACAAGUCGUGCAUCGACGAGAGGGGGUACGAUGGGAGGAAUUCUCUCAGGGUGGCGGCGCUGGAAGGCCACAGGGACAUUGUCGAACUGCUGCUGAGCCACGGUGGCGAUAUAGAUCACAAAGACGCGGACGGACGCCCGACGCUCUACAUACUGGCACUUGAAAAUCAGCUGGCCAUGGCGGAGUAUUUUCUUGAAAACGGAGCGAACGUGGAGGCCUGCGACACCGAGGGCAGGACUGCCCUCCACGUGUCCUGCUGGCAGGGGCACGUUGAAAUGGUGCGGCUGCUGAUUAACUACCAUGCUGAUGUGAACGCCUGUGACAACGAGAAGAGAUCUGCCCUCCAGUCGGCCGCGUGGCAAGGACACACAAAAGUGGUGCAGUUUUUGAUCGAGAACGGCACACAUGUGGAUCACACGUGUAACCAGGGAGCAACGGCACUGGGCAUCGCUGCACAGGAGGGUCACAUUGAUGUCGUGCAGAUACUUCUCGAAAAUGGUGCCGACCCCAACCACGCCGAUCAGUUUGGCCGCACGGCAAUGCGAGUGGCCGCGAAAGGUGGCCAUUCAAUGAUCAUUAAACUCCUGGAAAAGUAUGGUGGUACGACUCUAAAUGGCAGCAAUCCCUCCCCGGUACACACCAUGGAAGAAAAAAUGCUGUUGACAGUGACUGGUAAAAUGCAGUCCCUCACCAUUAAAUCUAGUAGCUCCAGCAGCACCGGUGCAGGAGAUAUGCAGUCGUCUGGACGUGGUCUACCCAACAGACCUGUCCACGCUUUCAGUUCCCCAUCAGAGUCUCCUGAUUCGACAGUCGAUAGACAGAAAUCCUCCCUUUCAAACAAUUCCCUCAAGAGUUCAAAGAACUCCUCCUUGAGAACCACGUCAUCCACCGCCACGGCCCAGACCGUGCCCAUAGACAGUUUCCACGGACUGACAUUCACGGAACAAAUCCAACAGCACUCGUUGCCGCGCAGCCGGAGUAGACAGUCUAUCGUGUCCCCCUCCUCCACGACCAAGUCUAUCGGUCAGCAGCCGUCGUCUCCAUCCAACGACUUUGACUGGUCUCAGAUAAAAUCUGGCCUCAAGUCAUCAAAGGGAAGUAAGACCGGAAACGGGACGUCGAACGGCAAAGGAGCGCCGGGAGACAAGAAGAAAGUUAAGAACAGCGGGUCCACCCAAGGUCAAGUGCUGGAGUACGAGAUGACGCAGUUCGACCAGAGGAUUGCUCUCAACAAAUCGGUAGCGAACAUUUCCGUGAAGGACCCCCAUUGCAAGAUUGUGAUUGGCGGUUCGAUUCGGCAGGAAAGGGGGCAAAGCCAAGAGCAGUUAUUUAUCCAGCAGCAGAUCUGUGCUGAGAAGAAGAGGAAUGGCAUCAUGACCAACCCCAACUAUCAUCUACAGGGUAAUCAGGUUUUCCUGAGUAGGGUAUCGGUUCCUCGGACUGUACAUAACAGGGGCCACCAGGAUGUACUAGAGAACUAUCCCAUAGGGGAAACCGAGCUAAGCCUUAAACAAGCCCUGAAACUGCAGAUUGAAGGAUCAGACCCCGGGUUUAACUACAAAAAGGAGACUCCGUUAUAGCUGGUGACAGUGUGUGUGCUCUAUGUUGACGUGCAUUCGUCUGAGUUUAAAUUAAGGUCAGGGUGGGACGGCUCAUACGCAAGACUUUGGCCCGCCUCUUCAUUUUACAGCGGCUGACUUUUUACCGUCAUUAGUUUGGAUUUAGUCAGACUUGCAUGAAGAAUGCCUCAAUCGGGAUCCGUAGACCUUUUUCUCCUCCCAAAACAUGACAUUAACCUAAAUCAUUCCUGUACCGUUUCAGAUGUCUUGAAUGCUUUCCGUCAUGCAGACAGUGGAGGGAAUGUGCCAAAGCGACCGUAUCAUCUGCGUAAAAACAAACAAAAAAAUCAACUAGAGUUUUGUUCAUCAGUGGGAGACCUCAACAAUAAUACCUAGGGACGAUUGUUGAUUGCUGCCUGAAGGCUUACGUGAACCGAUACAUCGAUGUGCCUACAUCUGUUACAGCCAUGUAUUCAUGCAAACUAUCAUUUUAAUUUAAUGUUAUUGCUAUUUAAUAAACGGUGUAUGCACUUUUAAAAAGAGUAAAAUGACAGACAUGCAUUUGUUCUAUUCACUUUGUAUCCCAUCCAUGUUUUAUCAAAGUAAUUGUUUUUAGAGAAAAACAUACCAAUGCCUUUUUUUAUUAUUUUAUAUUGUGUUUGUUCCGUCUACUUUUUCACACUGACAGCAAUGUGCCACACGAGUACAUCGUCACAAGACCAGAGGGCAGUAACUGACGCCGCAUUGAUAGUCUGCCUUUCUAGAGACCCCAAAUAAUCUGUGUUAACCUUGGAUCGGUGUGCUACGCCUAUGUUGUGUGUGUGUGUGUGUGUGUGUGUGUGUGUGUGUGUGUGUG
Molecule: messenger RNA, 5660 nt
Organism: Cyclopterus lumpus (lumpfish)
Lineage: Eukaryota; Metazoa; Chordata; Actinopteri; Perciformes; Cyclopteridae
Gene: ankrd50
Product: ankyrin repeat domain 50
Molecular function (GO): protein binding
Source: RefSeq, a predicted model, not a curated record